UGACACUGGCAAUACUCGUAUUAUUCAUGUAAAGGAUUGAGAAACCAAUACAAUUUUUAAUUUCCAAAAUGAAAAAGUUCUUGGUUUUACUGCAAUUAUUUGCAUCCGCACUUUUACUCCUGAUUGGCCCAAGUUCCGGGCAGCUUCUUCAGGCAAGGUCCGAAGCAAGCAAAACCCUUCCAUUUGUGAGGACUAGCAGUAAAAGUGGGGACAUUCGAAAUGAUCCAAGUCUGCCCUGGCGUCUUCCACAGAACAUCAAGCCCAGUCGAUAUGAAGUCGAUCUCAUUCCCAUUUUGGACGAAGACGUCGAGGGUCUCGGUGUGCGGUGGACGGUCCCAGGUUCUGUAAAAAUCCACCUCGCCGCACAUGACCAACCCACCAACAGGAUCAUUUUGCACGUCAAUGACAUCCAAUUAAUGACCAGCGAAACUACACUCAACAAGUUGGACGAUAAUUCCAUCGUGAAAAUUCUGGGCAUGACUCUGAAUCAAACUACCAAUUUCUUGACACUAGAAUUGGAGAAAGAUUUGGAAAUUAAUGUUCCUUACGUUCUGAGAUUUAUUUUUGUAUCUCAACUUCGAGAAGAGUUUCAUGGAAUGUAUAGAAGUAGCUACAUUGAUCCCGAGACAAAUGCAACAAAAUGGAUUGCCAUUACUCAAAUGGAAGCGUUGCAUGCCCGUGAAUUGUUUCCUUGCUUUGACGAGCCGAGUUUUAAGGCUGUAUUUAGCACGAAAAUUGGUCGGAAAGACGAUCAAAUUGCUCUGACAAAUGGUCCUUCCAUCGGAAAUGAAUCUAUACCACAUUUUCCAGGUUGGACUUGGGAGACAUUUGGUGACACGGUCCCAAUGUCAACUUAUCUCUUUGCAGCAGUGAUUUCUGAGUACGGCUAUUCUGAAGCACCGAGCACAAUCCUUCCAGAUACAGUGGUUCGAACUUAUGCACCAAAGCAUCAUAUUCAACGGCAAGGUGGUGUCUAUCCAUCAGAAAAAGCUGCCCUUAUACUCAAAGACUUUGAGACAAGAUUUGGGCAGAAAUAUCCCUUGGCUAAAAUGGACUUGGCCUCAGUCACAGACUUUACCUUUGGAGCAAUGGAAAACUUUGGCCUUAAUAUUUACCAGCAACAACUUUUAUUGCUUUUCUCUGAUGAAACUACUGAAAAUGAACGAGGACGUUUGACUCAAAUUCUUGCGCAUGAAUUGGCACAUCAAUGGUUUGGGAAUUUGGUUUCUCCAGGAUGGUGGACAUAUAUUUGGCUGAACGAGGGAAUUUCAACAUUCGUCCAAUUUGUUGGGUUAGAGGCUGUGGUACCUGAGUUCAAAUCUUGGGAUUUAUUUAUCGACUUGACUCUACAACGUGCCCUGGCUUAUGAUGCCAUUCAGGCAACUAGCCACCCCCUCAAGAUCCCCGAAGAGAGAUGGGCUCAGCAAGACGCAAUGUCGUGGUUCGACGUAAUCGCUUAUCAAAAGGGUGGCAGCAUUGCAAGAAUGAUGGAAGGAUUUUUAACCCCACCUGUAUUUCUACAAGGGCUUAAGACAUAUCAAGAAAACAAAUACCUUCAAGAUGCAGUUCAGGACGACUUAUUCGAAGCUUUGGAUGUACACGCCACAGGGAAAUUACCCGCUAAUACGAAUGUAAGUCAAGUGAUGUCAGGAUGGACACUACAAUCUGGAUUCCCAUUGUUACAAGUGUCUGUCAACGACGCAAAUAAAAUUGAUGUCACUCAGACAAAAUACAAGGAGCCCAAUUCUCCUGAUAUUUGGGUAGUUCCUGUGUCGGUGGCAAGCAAAGAUAAUCCUGAGUUUGGAGCAGAGCCGGAGUAUUGGCUAACGGGAAAAGCUUUGACUCUAAAUGAAGCCGCAGAUAAAUGGGUGAUUCUUAAUGCAGGGUUGACAGGAUACUAUCGAGUUCUAUACAACGAUGCACUCGAAAGAUUAAUUCUAGAGCAGUUACAACAGGACCAUGACGUUAUCCAUUCCCAUUCUAGGAGCCAAUUGUUAGACGAUUAUUUCAACUUUGUUUGGGAUGGACAAUCUGGCGUCGUCAUACAGCAAGCACUUGCCUUCACAAAGUACAUGUCGACCAAGGCAGAGACAGAAAUGGUCGUGUGGACUCCACUCCUCAAACAUUUGGAGCACUACCUCAACACGUUUGGUGGCACAGGAAUGCUCGAAGAUCUGAAGGCUUAUCUUCUUCCACGAAUCAAGGCUUCAAUCACAGCUUCCGGAGGUUAUGACAAAAUCGAUCAGAACUCAAAAGGUAUUGACGUAAUGAGCCAUACCCAACUGCUGGACUGGGCUUGUGCAUUGGAUGAUCCUGAUUGCCUUGCUUAUGCUGCAACUUCCAUUGACACGUGGAAAACGGACAUUAGAAACAAUCCAAUCAAUCGCGACCUGAAGCCAGUGCUGUACUGCGCUGCAACACGCAAGGAUAAGUCCUACGGAGAAUUCCUGAGGACAGAAUACAGUGGAACGACAAAUGGGCUUAGUCCUGCACAGAAGACGCUCUUGCUCCGAGCAUUUCACUGCAUUGACGACGGUCCGAUGAUUCGCACGCUUCUUGAAGAGACUUUAACCGAGAACUUAUUCAAGACCAAAGCUGAUGCUGCCACAUUUCUUCAAUCGUUGGCUUCAAAUUACAAGGUGCGAGACCAUCUAGUUUCAUUCAUCAUGGAAAAGACGGCCGACAUUAUGACUUGGUUUGGAGCUGAUACUGGUAAAUCUGUGUUGACUUCGGUUGUGUCAUCGUUAAGCAAUUUUAUGAGUACCACCAGCGAGCUGGAGCAGAUUGAGACGUUUGCGUCUGAAAAUGAGAACAUCUUCAAUGGAGCCCUGAAUACUUACAUUAAUAAAAUUAAGGGCAACAUUGACCUCAUCGAGAAAUUUGGAAAACCGAUGCAACAAUUUUUCAAAGACAAUCCCGUAAAUAACAGUGGUAAUUCUAUUGCUACCUUUAAUUAUCUUUUUAUUACGUUCGCUUUAAGUUUUGUUUUGCGAUUGUUGUAAAAUUACAUGUACAAAUGAUAAGCCGUGGUUAUUAAAUCUUUUUCUUUAAAGAAUCA
This is a messenger RNA of Folsomia candida, 3058 nucleotides long. Its product is annotated as aminopeptidase N. Gene Ontology annotation, biological process: proteolysis; peptide catabolic process. Lineage: Eukaryota; Metazoa; Arthropoda; Collembola; Entomobryomorpha; Isotomidae. The record is from RefSeq and is a predicted model, not a curated record. Bases 69 to 3002 code for a protein of 977 amino acids. The transcript is spliced from 15 exons. Gene Ontology annotation, cellular component: cytoplasm. Gene Ontology annotation, molecular function: zinc ion binding; metalloaminopeptidase activity; peptide binding.